This is a messenger RNA of Dunckerocampus dactyliophorus (ringed pipefish), 8970 nucleotides long. RefSeq names its product UV-stimulated scaffold protein A (gene uvssa). NCBI's taxonomy places the organism in Eukaryota, Metazoa, Chordata, Actinopteri, Syngnathiformes, Syngnathidae. The transcript has 13 exons. The record is from RefSeq and is a predicted model, not a curated record. Gene Ontology annotation, biological process: transcription-coupled nucleotide-excision repair; response to UV. Gene Ontology annotation, cellular component: chromosome. Gene Ontology annotation, molecular function: RNA polymerase II complex binding. Bases 1455 to 3416 code for a protein of 653 amino acids.
CGUUGGCCAAUACAGGAACCGCCUGGAGAUCGGGAAGACCUGGGUUCGAUUCUCCCUUGGGGCAUUUCUGUGUGGAGUUUGCAUGUUCUCCCCGUGUGCGCGUGGGUUUUCUCCGGGUACUCCGGCUUCCUCCCACAUUCCCAAAAACAUGCAUGUUAGGUUAAUUGGCGACUCUAAAUUGUCCAUAGGUAUGAAUGUGAGUGUGAAUGGUUGUUUGUCUAUAUGUGCCCUGCGAUUGGCUGGCGACCAGUCCAGGGUGUACCCCGCCUGUUGCCCGAAGUCAGCUGGGAUAGGCUCCAGCAUGCCCCCGCAACCCUAAUGAGGAUGAAGCGGUAUAGAAAAUGGAUGGAUGGAUAAAACCAAAUCUGCGAAUGCAAGCAGUGCAAGAUAUCCUUAAGAAGAAUAUAUAUUAACGACAAAUAUUGAGCCUUUGUCGUUUUGCUUUCAUACACCAACACCAACACAAGUACUGUAAUAAGCUCAGGUGGAAGAAACUGAGUGUUGUGCAAGUCUUAAGGGAGUCUCAAGUCUUUAAUCUCAAGUUUCAAGUAAAGAGGCGCAAGUUCAAGUCACGUCAUGGGGGCACAUUUUACUCAACACAUUCACUGAAAAUCUCAAUUAUUUUGAAGCCAUCAGAGUAAAGUCUGAGUGAAGUCACAUGUCAUUGAUGUCAAAGUCCAAGUCGAUUGUAAGUCUUUGAUGAUACUGUCGAGUCCAAAGUCAUCAAAAUUGUGAAUCCAGUCCACAUCCGUGGUGAUAAGUAAGGGCAAGGGAAGACAGUACUUCUGAUUUGAGGUGAAAUGGGCUUUACAGGAUGCCGUAGUACAGUGUGGACUAUGUAUUGCCAGAUUUGGUCUUGAGCGUGUGAUCCAAGAAGGCUUAAUAAACAAGCCAGACAUAGCAGUUUGUUCCGUGCGCCAGGUGGUACGCUAACCAGACUAGUGUACGCAAACCAAAGCAACAUUUUAGGAAACGAUGUGUAAGUAAAAACAUUUACAUUGACGGGGAACAAGUAUUUACACAAUUUACAUUUCAGUAAUGGCAUUGUUAAUACAUUUGAUAGACUAUAAUCUAAGUCAUCAUUAUCACUGACUUGUCAUUCAUUCAACUAAUCAGCCAGAAAAACAAGUUAGCUUAAAGCUAUAUUGUGGCAGUCCCACACAAUUUGUGAGUCUUGUCCAAAGUCCUGUUUAUUUACAACAACCAGUGUUAGAAAUGUACAACAUUUUAUGACACUUACCUGCUUUUGUUUUUGGGGAACUUGAAAAAUGACAAAUCUGGUCUUUUGGAGCAUCUAUUAGGACAUGUUUACAAUGCAGUGUUUCUGCAUUCUGCUCACCAUCAUGGAGGCCAAACCUGUGCAGCGCAUACUACGGAAGUGGAUGAUGCUAAGUCGGCAGUCCUGUUAUUAACUCUACAGUCCUUGAUGAGAAUGAUGAAAUGUCGUUCCCAGGAUGAACGGACAAGAGACGUGUGAGUUAUUGGAGUUGACAGUUGAGACCAAUUUUGAGCGACCCCUUCCUCCUCCUCAGCUAGUAGCCAGAAAAUUAAGGUCACUUGCUGUCCAGACCAUCCAGUCCUGGCAGUCCUCGUAUGGGUCAGCAUAUAAGAAGUUGGAGCUGGGCUACCACUUUCUCAAACACUUUAAAAAGGUGGACUUUCAGGAUGCCGAGGCCAGGACAGUAGCAGAGAGGGAAAGAGAAAGAGAGAGACAAAGGAAAAUGGAGAAGAUAUACAAUGAAAGAUUGAAAGCAGCCAUUAAAGACUUGGAUGACUCCUCCCCGGAAAUUGAGGUAGCAUUGACAGAAUUGGAUUCCUGCCUGUCGCUGCUUUUCCCUCAAUUUGACCUUUCAGGCGACAAAGAGACUAACCAGCUAACCAGGCAAACAACCAUCGCAAAUUUUUCUGACGAUGAACAGCCCUGCUGCAGCAAAAAUCUGACCAAUGACACCCAAGGCAGCGUGCAAGGGAACAAGGAGAGGACGGGUGAAAAUGAAGAAUCCAACUGCAGUGACAAGCUGGAGGAGAUGGAAGAAGGGCAACGUCAUCAGAUGAAACCGAAUGAGGGAUACGUAAGACAUGAAGCAGAAGAUGACCCUCUUCAUGGAGACGCGUUUAUUCAAAACUCUGGUCUUAUCUCCCGCUCCUAUUGUCUGGACUUGAACCUUAGUCCUGGUCUUCAUGUAGCUGAAACUGAGGAUAAUGAAGCUGUAGUGUCAACAUUGUUAGAUCUACAAAGACUCCUAACAAGCAAACAUCUACCAGCUGUGCGUCAUUGGGUUCAGGUCUUCACCAAGUCUGGUGCAGACCAGCGUCUGUUGAGAAGAGCGCUGGAUCUAAAGAGUUCCCUGGAAGCUGCCCAGCAGAAGCUGAACAAGCUGCAGAUUGACUCCAAACGCAGAGUCAGAAAAGUGGUUUCAUCAGAUGGUGAGGAGGAGGAGGAUGAUGAUGAUGAUUUCAGUGAGGUACCAGAGAAAGAAGGAUAUGAGCCGCAUAUCCCUGAGCAUCUACAGGAGGAAUAUGGUUUGAAUCCUUCCACAUCCACCCCAGCAUUGGCUGUCACAAAAAGAACUCCUGUCCAAAGACCUUCCACUCCACCCCUAGCUUCAUCCUCUUACUCCAGGAGGCUAAAAAGACUCGAAGAAGAAGAGGGUGAUCCAACUUGUGCGGCUGCAACAUUAAACGUCCUUCGAAAAGACCUUCGUCUUACUGCCAUAUCCAGCAGCUCCUCUGAUCCCACUUCCACUCAGUCCAACUCAGACCAAACAGCUUCAAAGGCUCCUGUGGUUCCAUUUGGUUUAGAUCUGUACUACUGGGGCCAGGAGCAGCCCAACUCUGGAAAGAUCAUCAAAUUGGCCUCUCAGCACCAGUUUUGGGUUCAUUCCAAUGUGGAAGAGGAGGUGGAGAACAAGGAGAUGCUGGCAGAGAGCAGAUGCAGAUACAUUUCCUUCCCUGGCCAAUUCACUCCUGUUAGCCAUUACUGCCAUGCACCGUUAGGUGAUGGGAAGCUGUGUAAGAGACAGGACCGGCUUAAGUGCCCUUUCCAUGGGCGUAUCAUUCCUCGAGAUGAGGAGGGCCGGCCUUGUUGUCAGGAGGACCGUCAGAGAGAAGAGCAAGAGAAGAGGAAGAAAGACCACAGGAAUGACUGGCAUGAUGCAGAGCUAGCUCGGGACAUCGAGAUGCAAACAGGAGAAAACCUCGGUUCUGACAAGAUGGGCAAAAGGGGGAAAAGGAAAAAGAAGACUAAAUACCCCAAUCUCAGCAACCUGAAGCACAGUGCCAACACAUCACGAUCUCGGCUGGAGAGUCGCGUAUUCAGCAAGAGUUCCAUGCGGCGAGUUGCUCAGGCCAUGAGUAAAGUAGACGGCAGGAAACACGAAAAGUUUUCCAACCAGUUCAACUACGCUCUCAACUGACCUUCACAGUUCUUGCCGUGGAAUUCUAACCAUGAUGACAGCACUGUAAAUUCGUUAUGUAGCCGAUGCUACUGCAGCCUGAAGGUUUGGGUGUCGUAUAUCAGACCUACACAUCAUCGAAAGGCAACAAACGUCAGAAUUUGAUGUCAAAAUAGACGGGUGUUAAGAUAAAUGGUGGAGGAGAAGGAGAAGAAAAUGUGUUUCCAUUAUUACAUUAUCAAUAUUAGUUAUAAUUAUGCACUAACACACGUGUUUCUGCUAAGAUACAUAUUAAUGUCACACUGACUUGCUGUGAUUAUAUAAUCCAAACAAGUCCUCCACAUGCAUAUCACCUGUUUCAAAUAGCCUUGGGCGUCUAGGCAAGUGAGUCUGCCCCUCUGAUUUUCCCUUGUGAACAUAGUCUUUUGUGUAUUAACACAUGGGGCCUAAAAUCACACAAAACCCUUAUUUUUACUGUGAAAGUCUCUCGUGUGUGUGUAAGUUAGAAUGGUAUGCUGUGGUUUAUUUGGUCCAGCAACCAAAUGGCCCGUAAUGCUUUGAUUGGUUGAUGAUGAUGAAGCUGGUGUCAUGACUCAUUGCCUGUUUACUUUAGCUCUGCAAGUGGAUCCUUCUCCUGACGGCCUUCAGCAAGCAUGACGGCACAAAGACAAAAUCAAGGGGGAUAUUAUUGAUCGUAUAACGGAUUUGUCUUAUCUGAUUUAUACCAUUUAAAGACUUGAAUCUGCACUAGUGACGUGACGGCACGGUCAUUGAUUCUAGUGAGUUUUAAUUUUUACUUUUACUGUGUCAUAACUUGAAAAAAAGUGGCUCUGUAAUGACUUAUUUAUUGACGUUAACCUCACAGAACUCAGUCUUAAAUGUCGAUUGAGACGCAGAAAAUGGGAAACAAAUACGCAAACUUUCUCGUUUGAUCGCAUGAAGGAAAUGGUUCUUGUGCUAUAAUGUUUCUAAAGGAUUGAGUUGUACUCGCAAGUCAUUUUAUUUUUAAUUGUAUUAAGUAUAAACCACAUAAAAUUGUAUUUCUGUAUUUUGUGCUCAUCAGUGUGAAAGAAAUCAGUUAUUUAAAAACAGCAAGCUUAUUUCAGUGCACUUGCUAGCAAUGCUGCUAGCAAGCUGCCAGCGUAAGCUUUCUAUGGAUGACACCUGACAGGAUGUGUGUGUACGUUGCUGCAUUCAUCUUUCCAGCGUCCCAGUUCCUGCCCACAGCAUGAUGGCCAGGGGCUUUCCUCCAAAUAUGACUGGAGAAUUUAGUUUCUCAUGGUCUAUGAGAAGCCUUCAGGUGUCUUUUGGCAAACUCCAGGUGAGUUGCCACGUGUCUUCUACUACACUCUACCAUUCAAGCCUAAUUGGUGGAUCGCUCUAGAGAUGCUUGUCCUUCUGGAAGUUUCUCCUCUCUUAAUACUAUUCUACUCCGAUAUUUCAGCCACUUUUCUGUACAGCUCACCAAGUACCGCUUCCCCGAAAAUAUUCUAAUUAAUUUAUGCCGUUAUUUGCAAUCCACGUUGACGUGAGAGACAAAGAGCACCAAAGCCAUCCCAGUGCACAUGUAGCUCCUCUCUACCCUGGGAUUAUGUUUUAUGUUUGUAUUUUUAUUAAUAAUGUUGGCAGUGUUGGAUGCAAUCAUUUACUUGGCCCCAUCUUAGAUCCAAGCUAAUGACCGCGUUAGCCAACUGGAGGACCCUGCAGGAGCAGCACAACAACCGUACCCAUGUGCAUCGUUGAACACUGCCCAGCGCAGGGGGGGCACGGGCCAUCAGGCGAGGAGUCCCUCUGCAGGAACCCCCCCAGAGCAGACCAGCCGGGCCCUUAUGCAGAACCUGACCCGCCUCUCAAUGAUUGAAACAUCUUUAAAGUGAGACAUCUCAUCAUUCAACAUUUGAAUGUUUAUUUAACAUUUAUGAUGCGCAUGUAGAAAUCUGUGCCAGUGACUCGUUGGUUUAUUGUCGAGCAGGCAUCGGGAAUCGUUUUGGCUAAGAUCCAUGAAAGAGACAUACUUUAAAAUGUAUUUCCGUGAGAGCCAUAUAGUAUUUUUUAACACUAAAUACAACUAAAUGCGUGCAACCAACAAUUUUAGGAUAUAACAAGUCUCUGAAAUGAUUCUUUUUAAUAAUGUUAUACUGAAGCUAACCAAUAAAAAUACUAUAAUAAUAAAAUACUUCUUACCAGUGACGGAGCUACGGGGUGGCCACCCCCACGGCUGGGGAGGACAAUUUUGACUAACCGGGCGAAUUUCACUGCCGCACACAACUUUCCGUGUGGAGGAGCUGUGAAUAAAACCGCGUCUUGCAUGAACAGCAAGCGGUAGGUAAGUUUUCCAUGAUUACUUUGGUCGGCUCCGUUGACUUCGAUUCUGAAGCGUGAUUCAGCAUAUACUGUACAUCUGUUAAUCAUGGAAGCUCCCUGCAGCAGCAUGAGUGGGCUCAUGAGUGGAAACAAAGCAGUCUAGAGUUAAAAAGGAGUGCUGAUCGGCAUCCACUUCCGUAUUAUGCCCUGCGCCGGUUUGGCCCCCAUGAUGGGGAGCAGAAUCCAGAAACGAUGCAUUGAAAACAUGUUCUCGGCACACUGCCCAGCUAUUAAUGGCUCCAAAAGCAGUGGCGGAGCUACAGGGUGGCUAGUGGUGGCCGUGGCCACCCAUGGUCAUUCUCCGGCCACUCCACUGACCAUCUAGACAAUUCCGGUAUGAACUUAUUGCCACCCGUAUGAUCAAUCAAGCACCUCCACCCGGGUUUUUGUUGAAGCUGCAGUGUGACUGGUUGAAAGACUAGCUGCUUUUGUCGUGUGAGCGUCUGCGUUGGAAUAAUCCCUCAUCAUGCUGUGUCCCCUAUGAUGUUGGCGAUACGGGUGUCCAUGGGCCAAAGCUGGCUUGUCCUCCAGUCAAAGAUACAGUCAUUUGUGUCGGUGGGCUGUGACACGUUUUUGGGCACAGGAUUUGAUGUCAAAGCAUUUAUUUUUUUUUACUUCGGAGACUACCGGUGCUCUUUUCUCAUAACCAACAGAAUUUACUGUACCCAUUCCAUCCUCCCAUGUCGGUAACAUCUGCAUUAAGUGUUCCAAACAGUGUUUGGUUGUUUUUUUUGUGUUUGUUCUUCUCCUAAAAGUGUCUCCUAAAAGUAGACAUCAGGUCUGGACUUAAACGUGCCGUCUGUCCAACACACAGCUGCAAAUAGGUGCUGGAGAAGAAUGCGCCAUAAAGAGACAGCUGCAGCUCACUUUGUGUUGCAUGGGGGAAUUCCGCCCACAGUGAAGACUACGGCGUACGUGUACGUUCAGGUGUAAAUACCGCGUACGUGUACGUUCAGGUGUAAAUGUAGUUCAUGUUUAGAUUUAGUGUGUGCACACUGUGUGGUUAUUUAAAUUGUUUGAUGUUAACUGUUGUAUAUAAAUGUCGUAUUAUUAUUUGUUGACUUAUUUACAGCAUUUUUUAUUGUGAGGCAAAUAUAUUUAUAUUGUAUUAUGGAUUUUUUGAAUUGAAAAAAUAUAAUUUCGCUGAAAAACUAAAAAGAAAACAGCAAAAAUGAAAAAAUCAGCAGUAAUUGUACAAGAAUGAUGUCAUAAUAUUAGGAGGAAAAUUAUGUAAUCUAACAAAAAAAAGUUGAAAUUUUAGAUAACAUAAUAUUAUGAAGAAAAAUUAUGGAAUUAUAUAGUCAGCAUAGAGUUGAAAUAUUAAAGAAAAAAAUUAAGGAUUGUUAGGGUCGCUGGGGUAUGCUGGAGCCUAUCCCAUCUGACUUUGCGUGAGAGGCGGGGUACACCCUGGACUGGUCGCCAGCCAAUCGCAGAAAGUUGUAAUAUUUUGGGAAUAAAGUUUUAAUUACAAGAAGGAAAUUUAGAAAAGAGGAAAAGUUCAAAUACAGUGGUACCUCGGUUAACAUCCACCCCGGUUAGCAUGUUUUUUGAUUAACAUCCAACAUUUUUGCUAAUAUUUUGCCGUUUUUUUAGCAUAAAAAAUACCGUCCUGUUUGUUUAUCCAUCCGGUUUGUCCACCAUCUUGGAUCACACCGCAAGACAAAAUCUUUCAAUUAAUUUGAAUCAGACCUUCUGGAACGGAUUCAUAAUGUUAACCAAGGCACCAUUGUAGUUGGAAAAUGCAGAAAAAAAACAGCAAAAAUUGAAAAAUCAGCAAAUUGAAAUUUUACAAUAUCAAAAUCGUAAUAUUACGAGGAAAAAUAAUGUCAUUUUAGUAGCACAGAGUUGAAAUAUUAACAAAAAAUACAUUAUUUUCUAAAAGCCAUAAUAUUAUUCAAAACAAACAAAACAAAAGUUGUAAUUUUUGGAAAAUUAGGUAGCAGAAAAAGUCAUAAUAUUGGAAUAAAGUCACAAUAUUACGAGAAGAAAAUUCACAAGGAUUAUUUAAGUUGAAAAAUAUAUUUGGAAAAUUUUAAAACAACUGCAAAAAUUUGAUAAAACAGUAAAAACGGACGUUCAUACUAAUAAUAGGCUUUUUCACCCAUAUCACAAAGCUGAGAUGCAUUUUUCUCUUAAAAUAUACUGUAUGCGUCUUAGCAUAUCUACAUGUUGGUUUACAAAAUAUCAAAGUGGCCCUUGUAUCCUUUCAUAUUUCAGUAUGUGGUCCUCGGUGGAAAAAGUUUAGACAUGUCUGUUAAAACGGUAAAAACAAUACUUUUGUUGGCACAUGUAAAUUGUUGAUGGACUGGUGGUGUCGGGUAAAAUCUUGUGUAAGGUGCCACAUUAAAAGGACCGGUUCUGCUGUCAACCCUCCUGUUUUUCCCGGGAAACUCCCGUAUUUUGCCCUUCUUUCCUGUCACUCUUCCAUUUAAAUGGUUUCCCAUGAAUUUCAUCACCAAAAAGAAACCCUAAAUCCUCUCCGGUACUGCAGGUGACAAUGGUGACAGGAUCCACGCUUAAACAACAGCAGCUUGCAAGGACAAUGUAGGGCACUGGCAGUGGGCACUCAGGUUUUUCCCAGAGAUUUCCAUAAUUUUCCGAAAAAUGGCCUUUCUUUUCAAAUACAAACACUGACCGGUACGAUGACACUCGCACCGUUAGCUGACACUCUCGCGGUUCCGUGGUUCAGUCCCAAUAAUAACAAACACAACCGAGCAGUUCCUCGUCCUGCGGUUUUAGAAGGUUAAUAAAUUUGAAAAAAGACACUGUUGAUUUGUUGUAAUGAUUUAUUAUCAAAGAUGUAAUCUUAGCAGAGGAUUGUUUGACACAUUAAUCAUCAUGUCAACAAAUUGAAAAAGAGAAAAACACUCACUGCUGAAGCAACACGGUACUUCUAAAUAGAUCAUUCCGUUAGUCUUAUCUAACAUUGACGUUUCCGUACAGACACUUGAUGGACAAACAUGAGAAAUAUUUGCUCCGACUUUCAAGAGCAAUCCAAUUAUGUACAUUCUAUUCACAUUCAGUCCAAAUUAAAGCUUUAUCUGUAAAAACCAGUUCAUUGGUACGCUGAAACACGUCAGUCACUUGGCUCAGUGUGCGCACGUGCGCGUUCACGUGUCUACAAGUGUGAGCUGUAGAAGGCAGGUGCAGCGUAGCUCUGUGUUCCCAGCAUGAAUGGAGACAGAACAUGGCUGCUGGUGAGGAAGGGGAG